CCGCAUUGUAAGUUCCCAGGCCCUCCCUGGUGCUCUAUCCCGGCCGUGCAGCUCUGCGGCUUUGCCCGCGCGCCUCAAGCUUCUCAACCUUGGACUAAGGAAAGAAUCUUAGAAUAAGAGCAAACCAUAUCACUGCUGCUGAGACCUCACCUUUCUGCCCGCAGCUCUGCAGAAGGACUUCCAUCCCUUUGAGAAGAAAGUGGGAUAGUAACACACCCUGUCUUCAUUGGCCUUUAACCUAACUUCUAAUUCCCUGAGCCAACUUUGAUCACAUUUACCAUCUAAACUUUAGCGUUGGCAGGUGUGGACAUCUGAACACCGCCCUCUGGAGCCAGUGUUUUGGGCUGAGGCUGUUGAGAGGGUUCUGAGGACUGAGCAGCCAGGGCUGGCUGUGUGCUGAAGUCACCAUGUCCACCAAGGUCCCCAUUUAUCUGAAACGUGGCAGCCGCAAAGGCAAGAAGGAAAAGCUUCGGGACCUGCUGUCCUCAGACAUGAUUAGCCCACCACUUGGGGACUUCCGUCAUACUAUUCACAUUGGCAGUGGUGGGGGUGAUGACAUGUUUGGGGACAUCUCCUUCCUGCAGGGCAAGUUCCACCUCCUUCCAGGAACGGCAGUGGAGGAGGCCGAGGAGGAUGGCAGCUUCGACCUUCCCUUCCAGUUCACUCGCACUGCCACAGUGUGUGGGCGGCCGCUCCCUGACGGACUGUCACCUCUGCUCAAAAACGCCAUCUCCCUUCCUGUCAUCGGUGGUCCCCAGGCUCUCACCCUGCCCACAGCCCAGGCUCCACCUAAGCCUCCUCGCCUGCACCUGGAGUCCCCACAGUCUUCUCCAAAGUCCUCCCCGCAGGAGGCAGGAAAUGUGGACAUCUGGAGGAUCCCGGAGGCCAGCUCCCCGCACAAUGGCAUGAGCCCAGAGCCAGAGCCAGAAGAGCCUUUCCUGUCCCAUGCCAGCUCCCUGCUGUCUCUCCACGUGGACCUGGGGCCAUCUAUCAUGGAUGACGUCCUCCAGAUCAUGGAUCAGGACCUGGGCCACGUGCAGAUCCCCACAUAGGACCCUUGCUGACCAGACAGGUCACCGAGGCUGUGGUGAUGCCUAGAGACAUCUAUGGACAUGGCCCUGACCUAGGAGUCAGCGUCCUAGAUCCCACCUGUGGGUGCUGGUCAGUGACUGUGUUUUGAGCCUUUUCUUUCCUUCCCUCCUCCCAAUGGACAGAGGACAUCUUUGCUUCCCUCUAACAACAUCCGCAGGGGGCCAUGUCAGAUUUGCCCCAGACAUUCCUGAGCCUCUUAGGUCAUCUGGAGCCCCACUUCCCUCGCUGAAAUGGACUCUACCCCUUUUCCACUGCCCUCCAUCCCAGCAUCAUCGGAUACCCACCCAUCUGUCUUUGUGCCCUGGCCUGGGAGCACAUUGUCCGUAACCAGACAUGGUAUGCCUUGUGUCCUGUCCCAUCCCUUCUCCACAUGACCAGGGGAUUCUGGUUGCAAUAAAACAUGCUGCUGGUGGUGGCUGAGCAUCCUGUCCCCUUGUCCCAGGCUUCCUUCCAAAGGUGGGCCAGUCUCCAUAAGCAAGAAGUUCACAUGAGAAAAGUCCCACCCCAGAAGAUUCCAUAGAGCCUGGGCCUCCCUUCAGGGGGUUGUGCUUAAGUCUGCACCCACAGUGAAAAUGAAACAAGAAUAGUCAGCAUUGUUACUUUGUUGCUAUGACAAAAUGCCUGAUGAAAACAGCGGUUAUCUGGGCUCAGAGGUCCCAGGUACAGUUCUGUCCAUCAGGAAGAAAAAAUCAUGAGAGCAGGAGCUUGAGGCAGCUGGCCACCAUAGUCAGGAAGUGAAACGCAGUGAAUGAGGGUGCUUUGAUCACUUUCUCUUUUAUUCAGUCUGGGACCCCAGCCAUUGGGUGGUGCCACCCACAUUUAGGGGACCCCAGCCCAUUAGGUAGUGCUGCCCACAUUUUGGGGACCCCAGCCCACUGGGUAGUGCUGCCCACAUUUAGGGGACCCCAGUCCAUUGGGUGGUGCUGCCCACAUUUAGGGGCCAGUUUUUUUCUCUGUCAUUAACUAGAUCUAAAAUCUCCUUCACAGACAGCUCCAUGUUUCCAUGAUGAGUCUGACCUUAUUAAGUUGACCACCAAGAUUAACUACCUCACAAACCAAGUAUCAAUGGUGGAUAUUGGACAUUGAUUUAGGUGUUUGGCAGGGAUGAGCUGGAAGGGGCUGAAGAGAUAGCUCAGUAGAUAAGAAUGCUGCUUGUGCCAGGCAGUGGUGAUGUACAGCGCCUUUAAUACCAGCACUUGGGAGGCAGAGGCAAGUGGAUGGAUCUUUGUCAGUUGGAGGCCAGCCUGGUCUACAGGGCAAGGGUCCAAAGCUAGAGAAACAAAAACAAAGGAAGGA
Messenger RNA from Chionomys nivalis (European snow vole), 2388 nucleotides. RefSeq names its product CDC42 effector protein 2 (gene Cdc42ep2). The coding region runs from base 408 to 1052 and encodes 214 amino acids. The record is from RefSeq and is a predicted model, not a curated record. NCBI's taxonomy places the organism in Eukaryota, Metazoa, Chordata, Mammalia, Rodentia, Cricetidae. The transcript has 2 exons.